CACCGCACCGACUGUGUCACGCUCCUGCAGGGCAUCAUCCUCCCGUUUCGGGACGCGCUCAGACUGGAUUAUCUCCCGGUGGUUUGACACACAGCUGCUGUUGGCUCUAAUCGACUCUUUUUUUCUUUUCUUUUUUUCCAUAUCAUGCGAGUUUUGACUUGAUCGGAUCAGAAAGUCGUCCUUGUUGUAUAUUGGGUUGUUUUGUUCUUUCGGUGGAGGAAGAUUGUUUUACUUCAAGGCGAGACUUCAAUGCCAGAUCCAGCAACGAUGAGUAAAAAAGGAAUGGUGACAAAGAUCCACACGAGGAUAAGAGCUGACCCGUUCACUGCCAGCUACGACUUGGUCGGAAAAGAACUGGGCAGGGGAAAGUUUGCGGUAGUGAAGACGUGCAUUGAGAAGGCAUCGGGGAAGCAGUACGCUGCCAAGUUCCUGCGAAAGCGACGGAAGGGCGCGGACUGCCGCAUGGACAUCUUGAACGAGAUUGCUGUGCUGGAGUCGGCCAAGGCAAACCCCUAUGUGGUGGCACUGCAUGAGGUCUACGAAACCAACACUGAAAUCAUCCUUGUUCUUGAGUGCGCCGCCGGUGGUGAAAUCUUCGACCAGUGUGUUGCUGAUAACGAUGACGCCUUCACGGAGAAAGAUGUGAUCCGGCUGGCCAAGCAGAUCCUCAACGGAGUGGCCUUCCUGCACCGAAACAAUGUGGUGCAUCUGGAUCUGAAACCCCAGAACAUCUUGCUGACCAGCGCCAGGCCUAUCGGUGACAUUCGUAUCGUGGACUUUGGCUUGUCCAGAUGCAUGGACAACAUCACAGAGGUCAGGGAGAUCCUGGGUACCCCAGAGUACGUGGCUCCAGAGAUCCUGAGCUAUGAACCCAUCAGCACUGCUACAGACAUGUGGAGUAUCGGGGUACUGACCUAUGUCAUGCUGACAGGCGAGUCUCCCUUCCAGGGUGACAGCAAGCAGGAGACAUUCCUCAACAUCUCCCAAGUCAACGUGGACUACUCGCAAGACACGUUUGAAGGAAUCUCUUCCCUGGCUGUUGACUUCAUCAAGUCCUUGUUAGUUAAAAACCCCAGGAAGAGAGCCACGGCAGAAGAAUGCCUCAACCACCCCUGGCUGAACCCGCUCCCCCACUCCCACUCCCACUCCCACUCCCACCCGCACCUCCACACCAGGCCGGCAUCCUCCUUGGACGAGCCAGAGACGAGCCAGUCCGAGUCGGAGCCCGAGAGCCCGGCUCCCUCCCCUGAGCUGGGCUUGAUCGGGUCAUACCUCACCCAGGGUGGGCUGAAGACGGGCCGUGACGCCUUCUCCUUCAGCGAUCCCCCCUUCCCCACGCUGCCUGAAAUACAGCAGGAGCUGAUCUGCUGAAUGACGCUUCACAGGUGGAAAGAAACUGAACAAAUUCAAACUGAACGGAGCAGACGCUGAGAGCCAGUGAGCCUGCAGCUUCUUGGUCUGGAUCGGACACAGGGCCAUGCUAUAUGGAUGCUGUAUGCCUGCUGAUGGCUGCUUCUACUGCUGUGAUGUCUGUGAGCUGGGCUGUGUGUAGUUUGAUACCUCUGCGUGUGUGUGUGUGUGUGUGUGUGUGUGUGUGUGUGUGUGUGUGUGUGUGUGUGUGUGUAUGUGUAUGUGUAAGAGAGAAAUAAUACAUGCUACUCCAUGCUGAUUUAUGAUUGCACGGCGGGAAUGUGAGAGGAAUGAGGAUGCAGGGGAAAAGAGUGGGAGAAGACACACAAGGGCUGUGUCGCAGGACUGCACUGCUGCCUUAAAAAGUGACAGAACUGAACCAGACUCAGCUUGAUACUGUGACUAGUUCAACCCUGCACGCACACUGGUUUCUCUUUCUUACCAAUUAGCCUUUUAAGGAGGACAGGCAGCCUCUUGCUUCCUUGGGAAAUGACUUCACUCACUGUGUGCUCUCAUCAAAACAAGUUAUGCUUCAGCUGACCCAGACAUACCUUCUGUGAUGAGUUUUCUUGAAGGAAGUAAAGGGUUUUGACAGAUGGUUCUACUUAACAAAGGAAUUAAAGCGAUGGACAGCAUCUACGCUGAAGUCGGACGUUAACUGUCCCACUCUUUUGUGUGUUUAUUUAUGUGUGUUUGUUCUACCACUUCAGCUCCUUACAUACACAAAGCCACAUCAGUGCCUGAGUUUGAGGUGGACAUGGUAGCAUACUUAUUUUUUUAAGGACAAUCUUGAGCACUUUUUUUUUUUUUUACUUUGUUAUUGGAACUUCCGUGUAAUCGUAAGAAACCAAAGGCUCAUUAAGCACAGUCAGCUGUCACAAUGUACUGUACAUAUUAACCACCAUUCUCCACCAUCCACUGUUUUUUGUCACAUGACCUUUUUGUUUUUUCACAAAGUGCCACUUUUUCAACCUCACUUCUGUGAUCAUAUUGGAGUUAAAAGUUUGACUUGGAUCUUUUUUGGUUUUUUUUUUGUUGGCUAUUGCACAAGUUGCACAAUUUUAUUUUUUUUUGUACUUAACUGCGAUGUUGCCAUUAGAUUACAUGCUCUUUUUAAAUAUUGUGAAAACAUCAGUCAUGGAAAGAGGGAACAGUCUGGGCUGAAAGUUCAGAACAGUUCACUUUUGUUAUUUGAACUGUAACAGAUGAACAAUGACAUGGUCAACUGAAGAGCCCAGAGUUGUAUAAAUAUGUGAUAUUUGCCUUCAGAUACUCGGGAGCAGAGAAAUAAGAAUUUCUCAAAAGUACUGAAAUGUAUAUUGUGAGUUAGUAUUAAAAUUAAUCUGUAAAGAUAACUUGGGGUUUUUUUUUUUUUUUUUUUUUUUUUACCAUUGUAUGAAUGUUAACAGCAUUAUAUCCUGUCUUAUUUUGUACGUUAAAUUUUACUUAUUCUUGUUGUUUUCUGCUUAUGAAUUUCAGGCCGGUUUGCACUUGUCCUUUUUGGACGUUAUGUUAAAAUGAAUAAAUGAUGAUGGCAUGCAUUGCAAAAUGUAACUAAGAAAAAAAAUACAUGUGCAUUUUGUAUCAAA
Molecule: messenger RNA, 2999 nt
Organism: Seriola aureovittata
Lineage: Eukaryota; Metazoa; Chordata; Actinopteri; Carangiformes; Carangidae
Gene: stk17al
Product: serine/threonine kinase 17a like
Exons: 7
Coding region: 250-1371 (373 amino acids)
Biological process (GO): positive regulation of apoptotic process; protein phosphorylation; intracellular signal transduction
Cellular component (GO): nucleus
Molecular function (GO): ATP binding; protein serine/threonine kinase activity
Source: RefSeq, a predicted model, not a curated record